AUGAAAAUUUUAACCUGGAACUGCCGAGGGAUUGGCAACCCUUGGACAGUUAAUGCUCUCCGGGAUCGAUGCUGGAGAGAAAUGCCAGAUAUUGUUUUCUUAAUGGAAACAAUGAUAGACGCUAAGAAGCUAGAACGUGUAAGGAGCAAAUGUGGCUUUGUUCAUGGGGUUUGCUUGAAUAGCGAUGGUAGGUCGGGGGGGAUGGGCCUCUGGUGGAGGGAUAUAGCAAUGAAGGUGUGCUCGUUCUCGAGUCAUCACAUAGAAGCUGAGGUAUGGGGGGAGGAUAACAUUCCUAAGUGGAGAGCCAUUGGCAUUUAUGGGUGGGCGGAAACGGAGGAGAAACAUAGAACAUGGGAGUUAAUGACUACUCUAAAAACUCGAUGCUCUCUACCGACGGUGAUGUUUAGAGAUUUCAACGAAAUCCUUGGUAUGCAUGAGAAGGAGGGGGGUGUGGUGCGACGGGAAAGAUUGAUUGAUGCUUUUCGGGAGGUGAUAGACUCAUGUGCACUACGUGACUUGGGGUAUAAGGGAUGUAUUUUUACUUGGCAGCAUGGCAAUACGGUGAACACCCUAAUCCGUGAGAGGUUGGACAGGUACUUGGCCGAUGAAGAUUGGGUCUAUCUGUUCCCGCACAAUGAGGUCCUUCAUUUUCCCAUAUACAGGUCUGACCAUGCACCUAUACUCUUAAAAUGUGGCACGGAAAAUGUGAGAAAAAAGGGGAAGAAAUUGUUCCGCUUUGAGUCAAUGUGGUUGUCAAGUGAGGAAUGUGGCCGUGUGGUGUCAAGUGCUUGA
Molecule: messenger RNA, 792 nt
Organism: Spinacia oleracea (spinach)
Lineage: Eukaryota; Viridiplantae; Streptophyta; Magnoliopsida; Caryophyllales; Amaranthaceae
Exons: 1
Coding region: 1-792 (263 amino acids)
Source: RefSeq, a predicted model, not a curated record